Caenorhabditis angaria is the source of this 1383-nucleotide messenger RNA. NCBI's taxonomy places the organism in Eukaryota, Metazoa, Nematoda, Chromadorea, Rhabditida, Rhabditidae. The record is from the annotation of a GenBank genome assembly.
AUGUUGAACAACGGCAAUCCAACUAAUAAUUUAUCCGCAGAAUGGCCAAAACCAUUUAUAGGUGGGUAGAUUUUCUUUCAAUCUCUAUAUGUAUCUCAAUGAAUACACGUAUUAUUUAGACCCGAAUAAUCUGCUUGCAAUGAUGCAAAAUCCAUUCGCAUUGAACUUAUUUUUACAAAUGCAAAGUCAUAGUUUACUUCCACAGCAAGCAGCUCUUUUGAACUUACGGCAACUUGGAUUCGAGAACCCGCUCGAUUUGACUGCUGUCAAGCCAGAUCUUUUCCAGCAUCUCAAUAUUUCUCUAAAUUCUCUUUCAAAACCAGAAAAGGUUGAGGAGCCUUCUUCAACCUCGAAAAAUUCGGUGAGAAGAAAUUAUACUGCAGAAGAUCUUACACAAGCAGUUGAAGAUAUUCGUCAAGGAAAACUUGGGACUAGAAGGUUGGUUGAUUCAAAAAUUCAGAAAAAAAACUCAGAAUUUGUUGCAGAGCUUCGGUUGUCUAUGGAAUUCCUCGUUCCACACUUCGCAAUAAAAUAUACAAACUCGAAGCUGAAGGUGCAAUGCCAUCUAAAAAUCGUAGAGGAGUUGGUCAAAAAACAGCUCCACUAAUCAAGCCUACAGAAACAGUCACAAAAUCGCAUUCAUCUUCAUCUUCACCAAGACCUUCUUUGUAUCCAAGUUCACCUGAUAGCACAAAUAGUAGUUUAGAAAGUUCACAUUUCACAAUUGAUAAUCUUACCAAGGUAAAUUCCUAUAUCAGAAGUUUGUUGACUUUGAAUAAAUAAAAUAUUUCAGCUUCGUGCCACAUCAGCAUCCAGUGAAGAUAUUUCAAAUGGAUCUUGGGUCGAAGCAUUGUGGCAGAAUCUUUUUAAAAAUCAGAAUACCGAUCUGACCUCAGCAAUGAUGAAAAUUGCUAGUAAAGCAGCAGAAAUGCCAAAAGUUGAUAGAUGUACUGAAGAAUGGAAAAGAAGUCGACCGAAAAGAGGACAAUAUCGAAAAUAUGACAAAAAUGCGUUAGAUGAGGCUGUGAGAAGUGUUCGACGAGGGGAAAUGAGUGUUCAUAGAGCUGGAAGUUAUUUUGGUGUUCCACAUUCAACACUUGAAUAUAAGGUUUGUUCACAAUUAAUUAUUAUAGGCAUUGUUUUUCAUAGAUUUCUCCACUGAAACCAUCAGAAAUAUUUUUUUUGCAGGUCAAGGAACGUAACUUGAUGAGAAAGAAAAAAGAGUCAAGCACUUCGAACAACUCUGAUAUUCCAACCAUCACUCUUGGUGAUGAUCCAUUUGUUAGUUCAACAGAUUUUGAAAAACAAGAUGAUGAAGAUGACGAUGAUGAUGAUCAAAUGUGCCAUAUCAUUCCAGUAUUAACACCCUCCUCGCCAAUUUAA